AUGGAAAAAUUAUUAAGCGUUUAUGGUAUUUGUGAUAGGUUUGUAUUUAAUUAUUUGCACAUUCACUUUAGGUUCGUUGUAUUCUGUGAUGAGAAGAAAUUAACGCUGUACAAGGAUUUCAGUAAUGAGACUGUUAAUAGUACGACGCUUGAUUUGGUAGAUUCGUUAAAUGAUGACGGCUAUAAGGAGUUGGCCGCCGAUGUUAAAUCCAGCGGCUACAUAACAUCGUUAUCCGUGAAUAAGUUGAGUAACCCAAACAAUGUUUUCAACGAUGACUUGAAGAAUAAGUUGAGGGGCUUGGACGAGUUUCAGUACCUACUAUCGAUGAGUUUGGAUAACGCACUGGUAUUGCUGUGCCUGUAUAACUAUUCGGAUGGAAGCCUCAAAGUAUUGAAUCAUAACAAAGUUCUAGGUGAUAAUAAGGAAGAUAGUCGAUUAUUCGGCAGUAUAUCGCAGGUAGAAACUGUAUUCAGAGAAGAUGUGUAUACUUUCUUCAAAUCAAAUGAUGACCUGCACCUAUUAGACUGGAAGUCCCUCAAGUCGGUCAAAUUAUUGAGCAACGUAUCGACGUAUAAAUUUUUCAAAGAACAACUGAUAGUUUUCUUUAAUACUGGCUUAAAAGUUUACGAAUUCGACCAUAAAAAGUUUGACUCAACGUAUGAUAAUAAGGAGAACGUAUUGGUGUUGAAGCACGAGCUGCCAUGUGAAAGUGAGUUGAAUGGGAGCAUGAGCCAGAAGAACGUUGUAAACAGGAACUUGGUAACAGUGUUGGAGGAGAAGAGGCUGUUGUUUUUAGCUGGACUCGAUGGAAUAUUUUACACGUUCCUGGAUAAAUUUAGUUUAUACAAGUUUGUAUCCAGCCCCGGCGACACUGGGACUAGCAGUGAUUCAGUUAAUGGUACUGGCAGUGGCAGUGGAUCUGGAUACUAUUCUUAUCUGGACAGCCUUUCAGUAGGUGAUAUGAAUGUGCUGCUGUUGAUGAACAAGAACCAUGUUCAAAUCUGGGACUACGACACGCAGGUUGUGCUGUACCAAAUGAAAAACAGUGGGUUUGACCUUUGCUUCCUGAACGUUAUUGAUAGUGGAGUAGUUAAUCUUCUGACGUUCCAGAGCGCUAAACUGGUGGACAGUAUAAAACUGUAUGUAAACGAUGAUAAAUUUGUUCCAGUGGAUGCUCCUAAGGAAACAUCAGAUGUUCAAUCGAAACGGGAAAGCAAAGAAGCAAGUCCAAUGGAUAAAAAAGAUGCCCUGAAGGAUGACGAAGUUAACCAUAAGAGGAAAUCGGACGACGAAAAGUAUAAAAAGUUAAAGAGGAUUAAAAGGAGUAAAUAUCUGGAUAAUGAAGCAAAUGAAAUUAAUCGAGACGAGGAAGAGUUGGACCUCAAUGGUGAUGUCGAUGAUGAAGCUGAGGGCGAAGAUGAGGAAGAAAGGGACUACAACGAAAUAGGCGACGACUACACUGGAAUUGACUACAGGGACAACGAUGACCAGGACCUGAGGAACGACUUUUUGAAGAGUGAGCUGGUAAGACUGCACAAGAAGGUGAAGGUGUUGGAGGAGAGGCUUGUAAGCAGGGGCGCCAAAGUAACGACUCCCGGAACGUGUCCGAGGCCAAAUGACCAGUUGAAGCAAUGUAAUAAUAGCGAUAUGAUAUUAUAUUUGAUGGUAGUGCCACUAAAUAAGCGGUCUGUGCAUACUCGUUUAUGCCAUUUCAGGUGCCUCUUUUGGAACGAGUGCGGGCAUAUUAGUAAACAAAACACGCCGGAGAAUAACAAUCUCCACAUUUACAUGUUUUCUGGACCACUUUCAGGGUAUAUUAAGAAGUCGGACAAGUACAACUGUCAUAUCGCAUCACUGGCUAAUUACGGUUUGUACACUCGUGAGUUAGCGGGUGUGACUGAUAACAAUGAUGUAGCUCUGGAUGGAGUGGUUUGCGGGAGUAAUCUGAACAGCAACAACAGCGUGAUCGGCGUGAUCUACUACAUUAACCUGGCCACGAAUGAGACUUGGGAGCGGCGAUUCAAGGACGAAAGUGUGACCUGCGUUGUUAUUUCGGACAACUUCAUCGGCGCAGUCACCGACCUGAACAUUCUGUACAUCUUCACGCGCAACAACCUGCUGCUCUCAGCCUUCAAGUUGAAGGGGAAGAUACGUUCGCUGGUUGCGAAUAAGAACAUGCUGGCAAUACUGACGCAGACGUCACACGACGGGACUGACACCACGUUGUCGGUGCGGCUCCUGUGGGUCAACGGCAUCAAGGGGCUCUCAAAAAACAACCACCUUAAAAUCAUUUCCAUCUACGACGACCUGCUCAUUCUGAACGACAACAUUGACCUGCUGUACGUGGGUCUGACCUCGGACUUCAUACUGUGGUACAUCGACACUAGAGGUUCAAAGCCCGGCGCCGAUACAUUGCACUAA
Messenger RNA from Theileria orientalis strain Shintoku, 2421 nucleotides. RefSeq lists its product as hypothetical. Gene Ontology annotation, molecular function: chromatin binding. NCBI's taxonomy places the organism in Eukaryota, Apicomplexa, Aconoidasida, Piroplasmida, Theileriidae. The record is from RefSeq and is a predicted model, not a curated record. Gene Ontology annotation, biological process: mitotic cell cycle; DNA-templated DNA replication; DNA repair. The transcript has 6 exons. Gene Ontology annotation, cellular component: nuclear replication fork. Bases 1 to 2421 code for a protein of 806 amino acids.